Molecule: messenger RNA, 4520 nt
Organism: Stomoxys calcitrans (stable fly)
Lineage: Eukaryota; Metazoa; Arthropoda; Insecta; Diptera; Muscidae
Gene: Ca-Ma2d
Product: voltage-dependent calcium channel subunit alpha-2/delta-3
Exons: 13
Coding region: 293-3892 (1199 amino acids)
Cellular component (GO): voltage-gated calcium channel complex
Molecular function (GO): voltage-gated calcium channel activity
Source: RefSeq, a predicted model, not a curated record
UCUCAACUAUUCAAAAUCAUUGUCGAGCAAAGCUAAAUUUUAAUUUUCCCCAUUAUUUUUUCUUAAUUUUGUGCUACCCCGGGGGAAGAGGGUCGGUCAUUCUCGGUCACUACUCGGAUUCUGUGGGGGGAUAUUACGGUGUUUUUUUUUUUUUUUGGUUUGUCAAAAAAUCUGAAAGCAAAAAAUCGCUGUGUUUUGUUCGUGGUCUCUGUGCCUGUGUGUGUUUUGGUGUGAGUCUAAAAGAAAGAGAGUGAAAAUCGAAGAAGAAUUACGUUAAGAAAAUGCUAGAAAAAUGUAUUGUUCGUGUGAUAAGUUGAUGACACAUAUUUCACUUGUUUUGACCGCAUUCCUGCUGUUUUAUUUCAUCUGCCUGCCACCCAAUCUCACCCAAGUGGAAGCCUCUGCCGAGGAUGAAGCUGUUGCAAAAUGGGCCAGCCAAAUUGGCGACGAACUGUGGGAGCUUGCCCAGAUUAUGACUAAAUCGAAAGAGAUUAAAGCUAAAUACAAAGAGUACAAUGCCCGUGUAGAAUUUAAAAAUGGCACCGAGCUGAUAAAAUCCAUAACGGAAAAUGUGGGCCGCAUGUUGGCACGCAAAAUGGAUGCGGUGCGUUGCAUUAUGGAGGUGGCAGAAAGAGAAUUUGAAAAUUUCGUUUUCAAUGAAUCAGAGGCUGAAAAUUUCACUUAUUAUUCAAGUAAAUUUUCCAAAUUCAAUCAGAAUAGCUCGGAGGAGCUGAUAGGAGCAUUAAAAGAGGAAAAUGCAAAUAUGUACAAAGAUUUCGAACUUAACCCGGAUACACAUUUCUAUAAUAUAUCGGUGGAUACGGAACACAGUGCGGUGCAUGUGCCCUCCAAUGUGUAUGACAAACAUCCCCCCGUCUUGGAGACCAUAAUGUGGACGGAAAGUUUGGAUGCCAUAUUUAGACAAAACUAUAAGUCUGAUCCCGCUCUUUCGUGGCAGUAUUUUGGCUCUGACACUGGCAUUCUGCGUCAUUUUCCUGCCAUACAAUGGGACAAAUCCGCAGAGGAUGAAAAUGCCGACAUCUAUGAUUGUCGCAAACGCUCCUGGUACAUUGAGACAGCCACCUGCUCCAAAGAUAUUGUCAUACUGCUAGACAACUCCGGUUCCAUGGUGGGUUUUCCCCAACAUGUGGCCAAAUUCACCAUACGCAGCAUUUUGGAUACCUUCUCCAACAAUGAUUUCUUCACUGUCUUCAACUAUUCGGCCACGGUGGAUGAUGUUAUACCCUGCUUCCAGAAUGCUUUGGUCCAGGCCACCCCCGAGAAUAUACGAGUGUUCAAUCAUGCCAUAAGCAAGUUAAAACCUACCGGAUAUGCAAAUCUAACCAUAGCAUAUACCAAGGCCUUUGAAUUGCUUAAAGAGUAUUACCUGAAACGAGACUGCAACACGACGCGCAAGUGCAAUCAGGCAAUUAUGGUGGUCACCGAUGGUGUGGCCGGCAAUACCACCGAAGUCUUUGAGACCUAUAACUGGGGUGAUGGUGAAAAUGGCACCAUGAGCAUGAAUGUUCGAAUUUUCACCUAUCUGCUGGGCAAAGAAGUGACCAAGGUGCGGGAAAUACAAUGGAUGGCAUGUCUGAAUCGAGGCUAUUACUCCCAUGUGCAAACGUUAGAUGAGGUGCAGGAAGAGGCUUUAAAGUAUGUGGAUGUUAUAGCGACGCCGCUGGUUUUACAAGAUCGAGAUCAUCCGCCCACGUGGACGCAUGCAUUUACAGAUAAAACGUAUAAACCCGAAGAGAAUUCAACAAAUGCCCGUCUAAUGAUAGCGGUGGGUGUACCGGCAUUCGAUCGUUCCUAUACAAAACCUAAUGCGACAAAACAUGCUCGCUUACUGGGUGUGGCUGGUACCGAUGUGCCCGUUGAGGAUAUUGACAAAUUAACUUUGCCUUAUAAGCUGGGUGUCAAUGGCUACUCUUUUGUUGUGUCCAACAAUGGCUAUGUGUUGCUGCAUCCAGAUCUAAGACCCAUAGGCUACAACGGUGUGAUGAAUCCCAAUUACAACAGCAUUGACUUUACCGAAGUUGAACAACUCUCCGAGGACAAUUUACCGCGGCGGCCUGGAAACCUAAUUUUAAAUUUACGCGAACGUUUGGUUCACAAUGAGACUGGCGAGUUGGUGGGUGUUAGCGUCAAACUACACUAUGAUAAAAUGCGUCGGGUAACCGAUCAACAGCAGGAUUAUUUCUUUGCCCCCCUACCCAAUACUCCAUUCAGUUUGGGCAUUGUCCUGCCAAGUACCUAUGGCAAGACAUGGAUUAAAGUCGGCGAUGAAGUCUUGAAGAAUAUUCACAUGAAAGUGAACAUUUCGGAUUUCUUUGCGGGCGAUAAUUGGAAAGUCCAUCCCGAUUGGGUAUAUUGUAAAUACCAUUAUCUAGAGGGGCAUGAAUUCAAGACACCCGAAGAUGAGCUGAGACAUUUCCUCAAGAAAAUGGUACAACCCGAUUGGGGUUGGUAUGAACAAUAUGAAGAUGAUAUGGAGGAUGGCAAUUCGAAUGCAAAUUGUAGUCGCACCAAUUUAGAUGAGGAUGCCUAUUAUUGCAACAAGGAAUUGGUACAAUUACUGAUCUUCGAUGCCAAGGUCACUUACUCCAGUUAUGGCGUUUGGAAGUUCAAAAAUGAGGAGGAGAAAUCUUUAAUCGAACGUUUUGGUGCAAGUCAACGUUUUGUGGCCACCAUGAGUGGUUUAACACGUUGGCAAUUCAUCUAUGCUGAGGAUGAGGGUUAUAAUGAACGUGAAUUUGGUGAUUAUCAUACAAAGGCUAUUGAUGAGACUUGGUAUCGCAGUGCCAUAUUGCAACAUCAUUCGGAGUUAACCGAAACUUUUGUGUAUUCGGUGAAACAUGCUGCCGAUCCCAAUGAGCAUAAAAGCCCUCAGGUAACAGCUUCACAUGCAAUUUUCCCAAGAGAUGGUGGUAAAGAGGCUCCAGCAUGUGUGGUAGGUUUUCAGUUUUCCUAUGCGUUGAUGUAUGAACGUUUCUACAAUAUCACCAGUAAUGAUAAUUGCAAUGGCUGUAUAAAGACCUGUAACAGCGAUGAAAAGGAAUGCUAUGUCAUCGAUAACAAUGGCUAUAUUAUCUUGGCCCACAAUCCCAAUCAUACAGGCAUUUUCUUUGGAGAAUAUCAUGCUGAAAUUAUGCAAGCCAUGGUCCAAGCCAAAUAUUUCAAGGAAAUUAUUGUCUAUGAUUAUCAAUCGCUGUGCCCCAAUAGCACGGACAGACAUAGUGAUGCAAAUAUAAUUCUAAAUCCUGUGCAAUUUUUAAAUAUGGCCUGGAAAUGGUUCGUAGCCAAGCUCUUCUGGCAAUACAGUCGUAUACAAUGGUGGGUUCAAGGAGCUCCAUAUCUCGACUAUGAUGAAAAUGGUGAAUUAGAUUACAGCAACAUCAACGAACCCUAUAUGGAAAUAAAACCCAAAGGCGAUGCCGAUGGCGAUGAAAAAGAGCACAUUUUCCAUGAACCACCACCCGAACCGGUAUAUGUUCCUUGUGAUAAGAUAACCCGCUUAUACACCAUGGAUCCUGUGGAAGUGCAAAAAGAGAAUGAUUUUCGAGAUCCCAUUUACAAUAGUCGACCGUUUCAUGUUAAGAAAAUACCCAAUUCCAAUUUGUUGCUAAUUGUCAUAGAUGUACUAAAGCCAUCCAAGGGUAAUGUGGAUUUGUCUGUGGAACCUCAAAUGGUGGAGUAUGAUACUGAAUUUCCCUGUUAUAAACUCAAUAUGAGUUUCUUUACAAGACGACGCAUAGAGGAAUGUUUUACGGAAGAUGAAAAUGAAGAACAAUUUACCUAUUGUGGUGAUGCAACAGCAAUAACCCAUAACACAUUUAUUUUGGGCAUAACACUGUUUGUUGUUGUAAUAGCGCGACUUUUACAAUCCUAAAAUCCCAUAAAACCCAUCUAACGUAGUUUUCAAAAUCAAAUCUUAGCCAAAAAGGAUAUUUUUUUUUUAAUUUUUUAUGAUUUUUAAAAAAACAAAAAACAUAAACAAAAUACAUAAUCAGGGAUAUGGAACACACAAAUAGACAGACACACAACACUCACAGAGAUGGAGAGAUAAGAAGGUAUAACACCGCCCGCCCGCCCGACCGCCCUCCUUAGCCCCCCACACACACACACAAAUUUGCCAAAGGAAAUGUACCAAAGAAAAAAUAUUUUUUGUUUUUACAACAAAGUCUACAUCAAAUGCCAAAUGGAAACGGCCAAUACAAAGCCACACAACGUCCAACGUAACAAAAAGAAAAAAAAUUAAGAGAAAACCUUAGAAAAACUUGUGAAAGUCUUACACACACUAUUAGUUAAAUGUUUUUAAUUCUAAAAAUAGUUUUAUUUGUUUAAAGAAAAAUGGAAAGAAAAUCUUAAAAACCUAAAAACUCCUAAACGAAAAUAACAAAAAAUGUUCAGUCGAUUAUUUUUUUAAGGAAAUUGUAAAUUUUUAUACCAAAACAAAAAAAACAACAAAACUGCAAAGCAAAAAAUAUAGAUUUUUUUUAUAUAAAAACAAAAACAAA